Molecule: messenger RNA, 756 nt
Organism: Tribolium castaneum (red flour beetle)
Lineage: Eukaryota; Metazoa; Arthropoda; Insecta; Coleoptera; Tenebrionidae
Gene: NijC
Product: Ninjurin C
Exons: 3
Coding region: 100-516 (138 amino acids)
Biological process (GO): cell adhesion; tissue regeneration
Cellular component (GO): membrane
Source: RefSeq, a predicted model, not a curated record
AGAUACGUCACGAUAAAGCUAAUCUCUCUUUGAAUUCUUUAAUUUUAUUGUUCCAAAAUUGAUUUGGCGUGUUUAGUGAUUCGUGACCACUCUGUAACAAUGGCAAGUGAAAAUAAAGCUGGUAGAUCCCAAACUGAUGGGAAUACCAUCAGUGAUUAUAUCCUGAAAUCCUUGGACGCAAAUAAAUACGCUACAAAGAAGACCAUAGCGCAAGGACUCCUCGACGUUGCCUUACUCACUGCCAAUGCCUCCCAGCUGAAGUACGUCCUCCAAGUCGGGGAAAAACACGAGUUCUACGUAUUGAUGCUAACCCUAAUCAGCAUAUCCAUAGUUCUGCAGGUGUUCCAAGCGAUCCUGUGUGUUCUUCUGGGGACUACACUUAAUCUCAACAAAGAAGGGGAUCACAAGUCUGCAGACAGAGCCAACAAUGUUAUACUCUGCAUUAAUAUUAUCCUAAUGGCUACAAAUAUUCUAAUCAGUGCAUUUGAAAUGAAGGAGGAUAGCAAUAAACCGUGAUUAGUGUUUAAGUGACAGCAUAAUGUAUUUAUUUAUGGAAUAGGUUUAUAAAAUCAUGUCAAAAGGGACUAUCAAGUUGAGUAAGAUUUACAUUUAGGAUUAUGUGUAAAAAGAACAUCGGGAUGCAUUGUAGGAUACUCUCUUAGCCUAUUUUUUGUGUAUUAUUCAAGUGCAUUUACCUAGUGAUAUCUUUAAUAGUCAGAUAUAUUUAUAUUAAUUAAAUAAAAGUAUUUCCAAAGA